CAUGUGGGAAUGCACACAGACCAGUCAUGGGCAUACUGGUUUUACCCGAGAGAAUACCGAGAAAUCCUAACACCACCGUAAUAUAUUUUGGGAAAAAGUUUUUCUUGGGAGUUGAUUUUGAAUGUAUGAGGUAAGUUUGGAGCGUUAAAAUUAGGAUUUAGCCUACCUUAAUGAAGGAGAUAAACCCCAAUGAUCUCUCUCACUUUACGCGUAAAAGCGCACAGCAUGAGGAACUCGUGGCAAAAUUUCUCGAAAACGUCACUGUCAUGUGAGACAUGUGAGACUUCAUCAACACGCGUGAAUAUGGAUAAGCCGUGCUAAGGGUACACUGAUGCCAGAGAGCCGGGUGCAGGAUGAAGGUGUGUAAUCGUGGAGUGCAGAUGCUCCUCACCACGGCGGGGGCUUUCGCAGCCUUCAGCCUGAUGACCAUCGCGGUGGGCACCGACUACUGGCUGUACUCGCGUGGAGUCUGCAGGACCAAAAGCGUCAAUGACAAUGACACCAACCGAAAGAACGAAGAGGUACUUACGCACUCGGGACACUGGAGACAGUGCUGCAUGGAAGGCAUAUUUAAAGGGGUUUGUAAGAACAUUGAUCAUUUUCCAGAGGAUGCAGAUUAUGAACAAGAUGCUGCGGAAUAUCUACUGCGUGCUGUGCGCGCCUCUAGUCUUUUCCCUAUACUGAGUGUGGGACUGCUGUUCAUUGGUGGAGUGUGUGUAGCCGCCAGUGAGUUCUACAAGAGCCGACACAAUGUCAUCCUGAGCGCAGGCAUCUUUUUUAUCUCAGCUGGCCUCAGCAACAUCAUUGGCAUUAUCGUGUACAUCUCAUCCAACGCUGGCGACCCUAACCAGAGCGAGUCGAAGCGCAGUCACUGGUACGGCUGGAGCUUCUACUGCGGCGCUCUUUCCUUCAUCAUAGCGGAGACUGUUGGCGUCCUGACCGUGCACCUGUUCAUCGAUACGCACCGUGUGCUGAGAGCGCGUUCGCAUCACACACUCCAAACCAGCACGCAUUCCCUACAGCAUCGGCGCUCGACCAGCUACCGUUCCCGCUACCGCUGGAGGCAGGGUCAAAACCGCUCCUCAGACUCCCGAUCGCGCGAACCCUCUCCGGCCCGUCACGGGAACGACCUCGGACUUUACGCGCUGGGACGCGGACUUCCACCAACAGCUGCUCACACGCUUGCGCACAACACCAUCAACGCUGGCCGUGGUUUUGCACAUUUUCAUAACUCUGACAUCGCUAAUAACAGCUUUGCAAAUCCUCAUGUGUUCACCAUGCAGAACUCGUUGAAAUCAGAAAGAGAGCUUUCGCACAUACAGAACUCGUUGAGCACCGAGAAAGGCUUUGCGUUUGCAAAUGCACAUGGUCAAAAUUCAGUCAAACCUGAAAAUGGAGUCGUGCUGUCGCAGAACUAUAAACUAAACUCACUAAAUCCCAGUAAAAGCCCAAUGCAUGCGCAAAAUUCUGGGAAUGACAAUUCACCCGUGCAAAACGCUGUAAAAGAGCCCUCAUAUAUGUCUCAAAGUAGCACUGCGUCAAGAACAACUCCGGUGUAAAAAAAAAAAAAAGAAGAAAAAAAAGGGACCUAUGCUGCUAUAUUAUGCUAUAUGAAAGGUCAUGAAGAUUAGCUAAUUCCUUCACUGAAUAUAUGCAUAUUAUUUGCUUUUAGCUUUAUGUACUAAAUGAAGUGGAUUGACUCUGAAAAAAACAAAUGGUGCUGUUUCUUGUGCCCUCUGCUGUCUCUAUGCAGAAGCGAACCUGCUGCCUUUAUCCUUGGAACUUUUCCGGAUGCA
Messenger RNA from Sinocyclocheilus anshuiensis, 1796 nucleotides. RefSeq names its product calcium channel, voltage-dependent, gamma subunit 3a (gene cacng3a). Gene Ontology annotation, cellular component: postsynaptic density membrane; AMPA glutamate receptor complex. The record is from RefSeq and is a predicted model, not a curated record. Bases 354 to 1559 code for a protein of 401 amino acids. The transcript has 4 exons. Gene Ontology annotation, molecular function: channel regulator activity; voltage-gated calcium channel activity. Gene Ontology annotation, biological process: calcium ion transport; postsynaptic neurotransmitter receptor diffusion trapping; neurotransmitter receptor internalization. Lineage: Eukaryota; Metazoa; Chordata; Actinopteri; Cypriniformes; Cyprinidae.